Molecule: messenger RNA, 531 nt
Organism: Pyricularia oryzae 70-15
Lineage: Eukaryota; Fungi; Ascomycota; Sordariomycetes; Magnaporthales; Pyriculariaceae
Exons: 1
Coding region: 1-531 (176 amino acids)
Biological process (GO): tRNA splicing, via endonucleolytic cleavage and ligation; tRNA-type intron splice site recognition and cleavage
Cellular component (GO): tRNA-intron endonuclease complex
Molecular function (GO): nucleic acid binding
Source: RefSeq, a predicted model, not a curated record
AUGGAAAGGAACGAUCAAAACCUCACGGCGCUCCAAAAUCUGACCAAAAACGUCCAGUUCAACCUCGAGCACGAAAAGGAUUGGACGGGCGUCAAGGUACACGACUCGGGAGCCGAGCGGCAGCUACUGUACGGCCUGCCGCCGCGCCGCAUGUACGUGCACCCGGACGAGCAGAUCGCCAUCCUCAAGGCCGAGAAGGAGCUGGGCGGCGGUCAGCACAUCCCGCAGCCCCCAGAGGUCGAGUGGGUGCUGCCCAUGCACCUGGCCGAGAAGUGGACGGUCGAGCGGUUCGCCGCCGUCUUUGACUCGAUCCCGCCCGUCCCGCCUGCGGUCGCCGAGCCUGCUGGUGGUCCUGAUGAUGGAAACACCAGCACUGCGAGCGAGGCGGCCGAGGUUGCGGCGACUUCCCUUGCGCAGCACUGGAGGGGCUCGGGGAGGGGCAAGCGGAUCAUCCUUGCGAUUGUCCAGGACGACUCGACUAUUUCUUACUAUGUUAUCCAUGAUGGCAUCGUCAAGCCCAGACAAAACUGA